AGUGAAUCAACCUCCGUCAUCAUAAAUCUUCAACAACAAAUAAAGAGAUCGCCAACGUUUUUCCCAUAAACCAAAACUUGGAAUCUCGGACCCUUUUUUUCGUUCCGUACAUAUUCUUCGAUCAUCAUCACUCCUCAACUUCAUCACCAUUCAUUCAUUCAUUCAUUCAUUACUCAGCAUUUCCUCAUCUCACUCUCACCCGGCCGGCAGUUAGUUAUACUGCACCAACUAGAAAAAAUACGUGUAAUAUUGUGUCGAUCACAACCAUCACGAAAACCAUGACACGGUCAACAUUCACAACUAUCACACCCUUGCCCUUAGACAUAUCCCGAGAGCAUGUAGUCGAGUUUCUCCACGAUCAUCUCGCCAUGAUCGACCUGAAUCCCCUCAUUAUAGAACGCCACCAAAUCCCUCCUCCGCCACACGCCCCGGACGAUGAGAAGAAGUGUGUAUGGUACUCCAUGACGGAUCGUAUCGACUACCUCCCCGGUGGUCUUGUCUCCGGACAGGUCUCUUACACCGCGGCCUUCUUCGACUCUCCUGAUGGUCUGCAGACGCACAGCUACGCUCCUAUGGGGCUUGAUCUCCGUGGGCGUUGGUCUGUAGGUGGCACGAUGCCAGGAGAGCGCCCGCAGCCUGUUGAGCUUGGUCUCGGUGCGCCUACUACGGGUCUUUAUCUCCGUGAGGAUGUUGAUAUGCGCUGUAACAUGCUCAUGGUAGGGUUUGUCAAGAAGACUAUUAAGAAGUCACACGGAACACUGGUUGAGAAGUUAUCUCAGAAGACCUCCAUGAAGAUGGCAAGACACUCUAUGCAAAACUUCGGAACUAGCUCCCCAGGAAGUCUUCAAACGCCAACCCCUACAGGGUCUGAAUCCUCAGCAGUACCGCCUGUGGGACCCCUUCUCCCGCCUGCCGUGAGCAAUGACCAGCGCGGGUUUGCCCCGGACCUAUCUUCACCACCUGUCUAUGGCCACGGCACACCCUCUUCAAAUAUGGGCAACAUGCAUCCGCAGAGAAGCGGCGGUCUGGUACCCCCUGGACAACCUCAGCGACUAGAUUCGAAUCAGUCAGGUCUUGGUCAUGCAGGACCUGUCUACCGUGGCAACAGUAGGCCUGAUCAUUACACCGAGUUCUCAGAUCAGAACCCCUACGAUAGCUCACGGACUCCAUACGAUGAGCGGGAGCAUUUUGCGGAACUAGACGAUGGCACCCAUAAUCAUCCUCGCCGCCACGAAGAAAAGUCAGGGCCCGCAGAGCUAGCUUGAGGCUUGCAUGCAGCAGCAUAUCAUCACCGAUCUAUGUUUCUUUUUGGUUUGGAGCAGGGGUGUUAUUUCUAGUCUGGACUAU
This is a messenger RNA of Fusarium redolens, 1347 nucleotides long. RefSeq lists its product as uncharacterized. The transcript has a single exon. The coding region runs from base 279 to 1265 and encodes 328 amino acids. Lineage: Eukaryota; Fungi; Ascomycota; Sordariomycetes; Hypocreales; Nectriaceae. The record is from RefSeq and is a predicted model, not a curated record.